Lecanosticta acicola is the source of this 1547-nucleotide messenger RNA. NCBI's taxonomy places the organism in Eukaryota, Fungi, Ascomycota, Dothideomycetes, Mycosphaerellales, Mycosphaerellaceae. The record is from the annotation of a GenBank genome assembly.
AUGCCUCUCCCGAUUUCACCAGAAAAGAUCGAGCGCCGUCACUACAUCAAUGGCGAGUUCGUGGAAUCGUCCGAUAAGGGCACCUUCGAGCUCACAUCGCCCUACUCGCACGAGAAGAUUGUCGACAUGUGCGAGGCUUCCGAAGAAGACACCAACCGUGCGGUAGCUGCUGCGAAAGCGGCAUUCCCAGCUUGGUCCGCUACUGGGCCUGCUCAGAGAGCAACGCUGAUGAGAGUAUUGGCUGGCAAGAUUCGAGCGAUUAGCAGCGAGCUGGCUAUGCUGAAUGCCAUGGAUUAUGGGCGACCAGUGAGUUGAGGCUACAUUGGGAAAGUUUCGAUCUUCUCGUUGACAUUUUCCAGGUCUCUACGUACUUCGACGCCCACUUUGCAGCAGGCUACUUCGAACAGCUUGCAGGAGAGGGCUUCCACGCCAAAGGCGAGACAAGUCUCAACACGCCAGGCUAUGUCAACAUGACUUUCCGUCAACCGAUCGGCCCAGUAGCGGCCAUCAUCCCAUGGAACAUUCCCACCAUUUCCUUCGCACACAAGGUGGCCCCUGCCAUCGCAGCGGGAUGCACCAUCGUUCUGAAGACCAGCGAGAAAGCACCCCUCACCCCCGCCCGACUCGCCCAUCUCGUCCACGAGACCGGCUUCCCUCCCGGUGUCAUCAACGUCAUCUCCGGCCACGGUACCCCUUCCGGCGCCACGCUCGCGAGCCACAUGGACAUCCGCAUGCUCAGCUUCACCGGAUCCACCUCCACCGGCCGCAGGAUCCAAGCCGCGGCCGCCAGCAGCAAUCUCAAAAAGGUCGUCCUCGAACUCGGCGGCAAGUCCCCCGCCAUCAUCUUCGAAGACGCCGAUGUCAUCAAAGCCGCCAGCGAGACUUCCUUCUCCAUGUCUCUGAACCAGGGCCAGGCCUGUGUCGCCAACAGCCGCAUAUACGUGCACGAAUCCAUCGCGGACAAGUUCAAAGACGCGUUCUUGGCCGUCUUCAAGGCGGCGAAGAAAGGUGAUCCUCUUCUUCCCGAAACGACGCAGGGCCCGCAGGCAGACAAAUUGCAAUAUGAGCGUAUCGAAGCCUAUCUCAAAGCUGCGAGUGAAGGCGGCGGCAAGCUCGAAGCAGGCGGGAAGAUGACACAGGUCGACGGGAAGGGAUACUUCAUGGAACCCACGAUGUACUGGGGCGUGGACGAAGACUCAAAGACCCAAAAGGAAGAAGUCUUCGGCAUCUUCGUCAACAUCAACACGUUUACGGAUGAGGCGGAAGUCCUGACCAGGGCCAACGAUACGGAAUACGGCCUGUACGCAUCGGUUUUCACAAAGGAUCUCAAUCGGGCUCUGAGGGUUGCAAAGGCCUUUGAGUCUGGCAUGGUGGGUGUGAAUUGUACCAGUCCGACGAUGGCGAAUGAUCUGCCGUUUGGAGGGUACAAGGGCAGUGGACAGGGUCGUGAGGGCAUGUUGCAUGCUGUGCAGGAGUAUUUGGAGGAGAAGACGGUGAUGAUCAAGAUGGAUGACAGUGCGGAGAACCCGCUGCUCGCGAAGGAGUGA